Lontra canadensis (Northern American river otter) is the source of this 5358-nucleotide messenger RNA. RefSeq names its product ATP-binding cassette sub-family A member 17-like. The record is from RefSeq and is a predicted model, not a curated record. Gene Ontology annotation, cellular component: membrane; intracellular membrane-bounded organelle. Gene Ontology annotation, molecular function: ATP hydrolysis activity; ABC-type transporter activity; lipid carrier activity. Gene Ontology annotation, biological process: transmembrane transport; lipid transport. NCBI's taxonomy places the organism in Eukaryota, Metazoa, Chordata, Mammalia, Carnivora, Mustelidae.
AUGGACCUCAUCAAGGGCUUUUAUGUCUUUUCUUCACCGCUGCUGAUCCCUCCUCUCCACCUGAGAAUGUGCAGGAAUUUAAAACUGCUUCUUUGGAAGAAUUUUACCCUGAAGAAGCGGAAGCCCCUGGUCACCGAGCUCGAGGCCCUUGCGCCGCUGCUGUUCUCCGUGAUCGUCAUGUACCUUCGCCUCCACAGUGUGCCCAGGAAACGGCCUCCUUUGAACCACCUCGUCACCAACAUCAGCUUGCUGCCGGCGUUCUUCUGCUUCCCCACGCAGGCUAAAUACCAGCUCGCGUACGUCCCGCCCCAGAGCCACGCGCUGAGGGCUGUCCCGGAGAUGGGGCAGGAUGCCUUCGACGUUGAGUUUGAAGUUCUAGGCUAUUCUUCAGUGCCCGUCUUUGAGAAUUACAUAAUCCAGGAUCCCAAAGGCUUCUACGUGUGGGCUGGAAUUGUCUUGGAUCACAGCUUCAGGGACAGCAAGCAGCCCCUGCCACUGAAGAUCAAGUACCGCCUGCGCCUGAGCAGCGUGCACAGGAGCCCCUUGGCCUUGAAGGUCGCCGCCUACCAUGAGCGCCUGGAGGGCUGGUGCACGGGCCUGCGCUACCCUCUGAACCCGAGCCAAGUGCCCAGGGCCUUCGGACAUUGCGACGGGGGCCUCCCUGGAUACAGCAAGGAGGGCUUCCUGGCCCUACAGCACGCGCCGGACAAGGCCAGCAUGCGGCACCACGGCCACAGUGCCACCGCGCAGAUGUUCCAGGGUCUCACGGUGCUGGUGAAGCGGUUCCCCCACGGGGCCCACAUCCAGGACACGUUCCUGCUGGUUCUGCAGAGCGAGCUCCCUCUCCUGCUCACGCUCAGCUUCCUCGGCCUCGAGCUCAACAUCGUCAGUUCCGCGGCCCGGCAGAAGGAGAGGCUGAAGGAGUACACGUGCAUGGCGGCGAGCAGCCGGCCGCGCCGGCCCGCCUGGCUCCUCGCGUUCUUCAUCUCCGCCCUCAUCGCCAUCUCUCUCGUGACCGUCCUCUUCUGCAUGCAGGUGAACGGUGUGACGGUGUUCAGAAACAGCGACCCUACUUUGAUAUUCGUUUUUCUACUGUGCUUUGCCACGGCCACCAUUUCCUUUGCGUUCACGAUCAGCACAUUCUUUCAAAAAGCCCACGUCGCAGCUGCCGCUGGGGGCAUCAGCUUCUCCUUCACGUACCUCGCGCACCUGUACUUCACGUUCAGCUACCCCCAGAGAACGCACUUCCAAAAGCUGGCCUUCUGUCUGCUCUCCAACGUGGCCAUGGCGCUGGGGGUCCGAUCAAUCUCCACAUUUGAGAUAAAAGGCACGGGUAAGCGGUGGAAAACUAUCGGCAGCGUGAGCGGGGAGUUUAACUUCUGCCAGGUGUUGCUGCUGCUGCUGCUGGACGCCGUCCUGUACAGCGUGGUGGCCUGCUACGUGGAGGCCGUCCUCCCGGGCGAGUAUGGUGUCUCUAAGCCGUGGUACUUCUUUGCCCCGAAAUCCGUGCCCCUCACAUGGCCCGUGCUGGACAUCGGGGACCCCAGCAAACCUGCGGAAAGCAAAUUCUUUCAGGAAGAGCCCACCAGUUUGGUGAAGGGGAUUGAAAUCCAGCAUCUCUACAAGGUGUAUGACAUGGGAAGGGACAGCCACAGCGCAGUCAAAGUGACCAUGAACCUGUACCAGGGGCAGAUCACCGUCCUCCUGGGACACAGCGGAGCCGGCAAAACCACCCUGUGCUGCAUGCUGGCAGGUCUUAUUCCCCCUUCAGGUGGAUGGGCCUAUGUCAAGGGGUAUGAAAUUUCUUGUGAUAUGGCUGAGAUCCGGAGGAGCAUGGGCUGGUGCCCCCAGCACGAUAUCUUGUUCCCAGACCUCACCAUAGACGAGCAUCUUUCUUUCUAUGCUCAGCUGAAGGGCUUGUCCCGUCGGAAGUGCCCCGAGGAAGUCCAGCGGACGCUGCACGUGCUCGGCCUAGAGGACAAGCAGGACACCCUGAGCCGGUUCCUGAGCGGGGGCAUGAGGCGCAAGCUCUCCAUCGGGAUCGCCCUCAUAGCGGGCUCCAAGGUGCUGAUGCUGGACGAGCCCACCUCGGGCAUGGACGCCCUCUCCAGGAGGGCCAUCUGGGACCUCCUGCAGCAGCACAAGAGCGACCGCACCGUGCUGCUGACCACGCACUUCAUGGACGAGGCUGACCUGCUGGGGGACCGCGUGGCCAUCAUGGCCAAGGGGGAGCUGCAGUGCUGCGGGUCCUCGAUGUUCCUCAAGCGGAAGUACGGUGGCGGAUAUUAUAUGACCUUGGUGAAGAAACCUCACUGCAACACAGAGAAGAUCUGUCGUCUGAUUUAUCACCAUAUCCCAAAUGCGGCUUUGCAGUCCAGCAAGGGAGAGGAAUUAACAUUCAUUCUUCCUCAAAAGGACACACACAGGGUUAACACACUGUCAGACAGCAACACAGAUGUCCAGGCCCUCAAGAUCUCCUCCACGCAGUUCCAACAAAGAGUGUCUGUCAGCGGGAUUAAACGCAUCCAGUCCCAGACCUUCCCAGUGCAGCCGGGCCUGCCAGUCCAGCUGAACACGGGGGAGGAUUUCUCAGGGUACAACCUCAGACACGUGGAGAGCGGUGCCUUUAAAGGAACACUUCCAGUGACUGUGGCCUUCAUCGUGUCCAGUGCAGGAAAUUUCCGGGCCCGCCUCAUCUGCCAGCAGUUCUACGCCAUGUUCCUGAAAAGGGUCACGUCGUACUCUUGGCACAACUGGAUGUUGAUGGUAACCAUGCAGGUCCUGGCGCCGCUGGCGACCACUGUCUUCAGCCUGGCCUUCCUCAGCUUGGAUACACGCAUGGAUGAGGUCCCACUGGAACUGACCCUAAAAACAUACAGUUGGACCACCGUCCCCUUCUAUAUUUCUCCCAAUUCCAGGCUGGGUCCUCGGCUUUCGGAAUAUUUUACAAACAUGCUUAAGGCUGAGGAGCAGCUCCCUCUGGAGACCCUGGGCUCCGUGGAGGACCUCCUCCUGCGAAAGGCAGAGGAGGAGCCAGAGGUCUUUGAUUACAAAUACGUCGUGGCGGCUUCCUUUGAGGACUCAGGGAACCACACCAUGGUGAUAGCGCUAUUCAACGACCAGGCGUACCACUCGCCCGCCGUGGCACUGGCACUUGUGGACAGCGUUCUCUUCAAGCUGCUCUCCGGGGCCAGAGCCUCCAUCACAGCCAUCAGCCACCCUCAGCCCCGGACGGCCCUGGAGGCCUCGGAGGAUAUCUUGUACCAGGGCCCGAAGGCACACUUCCUCAUCACCAACUUGCUUUUCGGAAUAGCGUUCUUGUCCAGCUCCUUCUCCAUCCUGACAGUGAAAGAGCGGUCCACGAAGGCCAAACACAUCCAGUUCACCAGUGGCCUUUACGUGGCCACUUUCUGGCUCUCUGCGCUGCUGUGGGACCGUGUCACCUCCUUUGUCCCCAGCCUGCUGCUGCUGGUGGUGUUUCUGUACUACAAGGAAGAAGCUUUCACGCACGAGGGCAACAUCCCGGCCGUUCUCUCGGCGCUCACGCUCUACAGCUGGGCCAGCACCCCCUUCGUCUACCUGGCAAGCUUCUGCUUGCACUAUGAAGGCAGUGCCUUCGUCAAGCUCUUCAUCACACUCACCUUCCUGAGCAUCUGCCCCAACAUUCUCGUCUGGGUCACAAGCCAAAAAGACCUGGGCUACGUGACAUUGCUGGACUCCUUGGACCGCACGUUACUAUUGCUGCCAGGCCACUGCCUGGGAAUGGCCCUCUUCAACUUACGCUACAACUACGGAAUCCAGGAGCUAUGCAAAGCCAGGAACCUGGACCAGCGGGAGUGUAACCAAGUUUCAGAGGGAUACACGGUCCAGGAGAGCAUCUACGCCUGGGAGCCUCUUGGGAUGGGGAAGUACCAGACGGCCAUGGCCAUCAUGGGCUUUGUGUACCUUGUCCUGCUCUUCCUCGUUGAAACCAACGUCUUGUGGGGGCUGAAAGCCAGGUUUCCUGACUUCAACAGGAAGCGACUACUGGUGACCAUGCACGAGGCAGCGUCCUUGCCUGUAGACCAAGACAUGGAACAGGAGGCAAAGAUGGUGGAGACAUAUUUGGAAAAGCUGCGUGCGGAAAACCCACUGGUUCUUAGAGAAGUGACAAAGGUCUACGAGCAGAAGGUGCCCCUGCUGGCUGUGAACAAGAUCUCCUUCGCGGUUCGAGCAGGGGAGUGCUUUGGGCUUCUAAGCAGCAACGGAGCUGGGAAAACGUCCAUCUUCAAAAUGCUGACCGGGGAAGAGCCCAUCACCUCUGGGGAUGCCUCUGCCAGGGGCCUCAGCAUCAGCUCUCACCUGAGGGAGGUGCGGUCCCAGAUUGGCUACUGUCCUCAGUUUGACGCCCUGCUCAACCACAUGACGGGCCGGGAGACGCUGGUCUUGUACGCCCAGAUCCGGGGCGUCCCCGAGUGCCACAUCGCCACCUGCCCACCCAGGCACCCCGUGGAACAAAUUCUUGACGACUUACUCAUGCAUGGGAACGUGGACAAGCUGGUGAAGACCUACAGCGGCGGCAACAAGCGGAAGCUGAGCGCAGCCGUCGCCCUGCUCGGAGAGCCUUUGGUCGUCUUCCUGGAUGAGCCAUCCACCAGCAUGGACCCCGUGGCCCGGCACCUGCUCUGGGACACCGUGGCCCGGGCCCGCGAGUCCGGCAAGGCCAUCGUCGUCACCUCCCACAGCAUGGAGGAAUGCGAGGCCUUGUGCACCCGGCUGGCCAUCAUGGUGCAGGGUCAGUUCAAGUGCCUGGGCAGCCCCCAGCACCUCAAGAGCAAGUUUGGCAGCGGCUACUCCCUGCAGGCCAAGGUGCGGGGCGACGGGCAGCAGGAGGCGCUGGAGGAGUUCAAGGCGUUCGUGACCCUGACCUUCCCAGGCAGCGUCCUGGAAGAUGAGCACCAAGGGAUGGUCUAUUACCACCUGCCCGGGGAUGACCUCAGCUGGGCCAAGGUGUUUGACAUUCUGGAGCAAGCCAAGACGAAAUUCAGGCUGCACGACUACUGUGUCAACCAAGUGUCUCUGGAGGACAUUUUCCUGAGCUUCACCUGCUCUGUGCAUCCAACCAAAGAGGAACACAAACAAGGGCAAGCAGAGCCAGCAGACCAUUCACCAACGUCUCCACCUCCCUCUCCACUGCCCUCCCGGCCUCCCUCUCCACUGCCCUCCCGGCCUCCCUCUCCACUGCCCUCCCAGCCUCCUUCUCUACUGCUCUCCCAGCCUCCCUCUCCACCUCCCACCCAGCCUCUAUUUUCCUCCCAGCCUCCCUCUCCACCUCCCUCUCUACUUCCCACCCAGCCUCCCUCUGAACCUCCCUCCCAG